This is a messenger RNA of Caenorhabditis sp. 36 PRJEB53466, 1957 nucleotides long. Lineage: Eukaryota; Metazoa; Nematoda; Chromadorea; Rhabditida; Rhabditidae. The record is from the annotation of a GenBank genome assembly.
AUGAGACUCUUACUGCUUUCUACUGCACUUUAUACAGGUAUGAGUUCAUGCAGCUUAACGUACAAAUCUUUCUAUUUUUACAGUUUCGCUAUGUUGCCAACUCAAAGACUACUUGCCAUGUGUUAUGCAACUAAGCGCACAAAAAGUAAGCAACUCACAUCAUCUAUAAUUUCUCUUGGUUUUUUAGGUUGAUUUCAACAUUAACCCUAUAGAAGUCAUAUUCAAUAUUACUACAGAAGCGAAACUUAUGCACACAUGCAGGUUAAUAGUGUCCUUAGUAUGGUUCAAUGAACGUUAACUCUAUUUUCUAGAACAUACGGCAGGAUAUUUCCAUGUUUCGAUCAGAAAAUGGUGCAGUGCGGUACUCCGUCUGAGAAAUCCCAACUGGACCGUGGAAAAAGACUUCACAGCUACCUCUGCGCCCCAUUUUCUCUCCAACGCCAAAAGAUCUUCUUGCGAAGAAGCAAAUGCAUCCAGGAAGUUCUUGCCGCACCUCAAACAUCGACUUGCGACAGAAAUGACACUGCAUUCGUUGAGAAAUUAGCGUCAUGCAGGUGAGCAAAAUCCUUAUUAUUUUAAACUUACACACAUUUCCAGAGAAAUGUGUACUCGUCCGGACUGUCUUACAAAAAUUGAGCUGACGGAAGUUUCCACAUGCACUUACAUUAACAUUGGGAGAAGGUGUAGUGCAGAAGCUGCACAAUUUUUCGCCCAAAUGCAACAGGUAUUAGAGAACAAGACUGUAGUUCAACUGUUAAAGCGGAGAGUUCAGGUACUUACCAACAAAGAAUACCCAAUGCAAUGUCAAUAUGAUCUGAGUCCAAAACCGGACACCGAUCUGAGGAAAGGACUCCCGAUUGAGACGCUCACCACUUCCUCUACCACAUAUGGCACUGUAUACCCUCCUGGGUUGGCUCCAGUUGUCGAUGGUGUUAUCACUAGAACGAGUGUGCCAAUCAUGAGAAGAACUGACCCGAAUUCCAAGUCGAAACCAAGACCAACCGUUUCUCAGUCUUCGGGACCGGUAAUCAAAACAGUGAUAGUCGAUGAACGAGGUGCUCCUGUCAUUGCUCCGGCAGCUCCCACAACUCAAAAACCAAAAAUCGUCCACAAGUUUUUACCAAAUCCUUACACUACCCGAAACCCGAAUGUCAUGAAAAACGACAUCAUAAGGACCACACGAACGAUCAUACCAGCUGAUGGAAAACAAGGACAAACCUAUGUUCCAUGGACCUACAAGAAUGAUGUUCAGGUAUUGGAAGCUUAAUCAAGAUAAAAUAUGAAUCUAAUUAUGACAUUAAGGUUUCAACUCUCUCAAGCGCUUUAAAUCCUCCAGGCGCCAAACCGACUGAGACUGUGCUUUCCGCUCCUCCAGUAGCUUUCAACUUCAAGUUGCCAGCCGAACAAACUUCCACGCAGCCCUUCCGAGUGGAAAUUAAUUGGAUGGAUGAUGGAGUCAAAGAAGAACCGACAACAUAUAAACCAGGACAUGUAAGGGACAUUUUCGCACGUUGAUCCACAAAUAACCGUUUCUUUAGUACGUCUCCCCAUGGUACCUGAAGACUCACUCCUUCCGUCCACCAGAGGAAGAAUUCGCUGCAUCGACGGUUCCGAAUCCAUUAGCAGCAGUGAAUCCGAUUCUCAAUCAACUGAAAUCCCAGUCGCUGAACUUCACGGAACUCGGAAAUCAAGCAAACAACUACUUUUCGGCGGCGUUAAGUGCGUUUGCGGAAACAAAGAAAGAGAUGGCACACAAUGACCCGUGGCGGACAUUAAUAGGUUGGUCUUGAUCAUGAUCAUUUGCAUUCGGGCACCAAAACAAUAUAGAAUCGACUUUGCAGAUGCUGUGGCUCCCACAAUCCACAAGUUCUCACCAGAUGUCAUUCCACGAAUCCGAGAGGAAAUCAACCGAAUUCAACCUGAACAACAACAACAGCAACAACAAAAGAAACAGUGA